Prunus armeniaca (apricot) is the source of this 384-nucleotide messenger RNA. Lineage: Eukaryota; Viridiplantae; Streptophyta; Magnoliopsida; Rosales; Rosaceae. The record is from the annotation of a GenBank genome assembly.
AUGGAGGAUACUCUGAAUAAUGAGGUAGAUCAAGUAAACUCCUCUCCAUUCACUAAUGAGAUCGAGCACGCAGCUCCCCCAAAACGAUUCUUAACACUGUCUUUCACACCAUUCAAACAGGAUUUCGAUCCCGAGAGCCAUCUGAAGCAUUUCAAAAGUGUCAUGAUUCUCUACAAGUCCGAGGAUGCGUUGAUGUGCAAGGUGUUUGCAAUGACCUCGUUUGGAGUAGCCCAAGAUUGGUUCCAUACUAUACCUUCCGGGUUGAUCAGGAGCUUCCGAGAGCUAGUGCUAGUCUUCACUAAAGAGUACACCUCCUAUAGGACAAUCAAGAAAAACCCUAACCAUCUGUUCAACCUGCACAAUAAGCACGAUGAGUCUCUCUGA